This is a messenger RNA of Athalia rosae (coleseed sawfly), 3290 nucleotides long. It is a transcript of the gene Fbw5, whose product is annotated as F-box/WD repeat-containing protein 5. NCBI's taxonomy places the organism in Eukaryota, Metazoa, Arthropoda, Insecta, Hymenoptera, Athaliidae. Gene Ontology annotation, cellular component: SCF ubiquitin ligase complex; Cul4-RING E3 ubiquitin ligase complex. The record is from RefSeq and is a predicted model, not a curated record. The transcript has 9 exons. Bases 137 to 2155 code for a protein of 672 amino acids. Gene Ontology annotation, biological process: protein ubiquitination. Gene Ontology annotation, molecular function: protein binding.
GGACAACGUCGACGUCCCCUAACGCGCGAAUUUGGAAGUAGAAUUUUGAGAAGGAAGCUAGCUAGUCGAGUACUCGAGCGUUAUCGAGUAGUGACAGGUAUCAGCUGUUGCAGUAAACAAAGAGCUGCGCGUCGAAAUGGACGAUAUUAAUUCCUGUUCGCAGGAGAGAGCGUUGAGUGUUGAAAAUCUUUCUACAGAGACCUCAUUGAAUUUCGAGAGAAAUGACAUAUGGAGGUACAUGCCAGACUCCGUACUCUUGAGUAUUUUUCAAUAUUUGACACCCAAAGAACUACUGACCGUCGGGGAAGUAUGCAAAUCCUGGCACCGAGUUUGCAGGGACGAAUUUUUGUGGAAAGACCUAUUCUACCAAACCUACAAAAUCGAUCCCAGUGUCAGUAUUAUGCCCGGAAAGACUUCUUGGCUCAACGAAUUUAAGCGGCUUGCUUACCACAUUCCUUUAUUGGAAACAGAAGUACUUAAAGAACAUUCCAAUCAAGUGCUACAUGUGAGUUUUUCUCACAAUGGACAAAUGUUCACAACAUGCUCCAAGGAUGGCUACAUACUGGUAUGGGAUAGUGGCUAUCCUGCAAGCAUCAAAUAUCACCGAGAUAUGAAAACAUUCAGUUGGAAGUACACGCAAUAUUCACAAUUCAACUCAUCUGAUACUUUGCUUCUAGUGUCUGGAGUUCACUUCGGAACUCCACAUAGUACAUCUGGAGAAAUAGCAGUCUUCAGUCUUGAGCCUGGAUUCGAACUCCAAUGCAGAGUGGUUAACAAACCCUAUGAUAUUUUUGGCACAUGGUAUAGCGAACGACACCUCUUAAGCGGAGACUUGCAUUGGUUGGCCCACUUGGUAAGCACUAGCGUUUUAUGGUUAAACAAAGCAAGCCAAGAAUCUGCCAGUGAACACGUGCCUAUAAUGAAUCAAUUAUAUAGGUUCUACAACAGCAAUGCCUCCUCAAUCAGAGCAGUAAUGGUGGCUAAUUGCUUAUCUCCUGCACCAACAGAAACUGAAACCCCACAAAAUCAACCAUCUACUUCUGACGUCAGAGAAGAGAGAGGCAAUCCCCCAAGCCACAGAGAACUUUCAGCUGUGUCGUCGAAUAGUACUCAACAACAGCAGCAAGAAGAGCCUGAAGUGUUAUAUCAUGCAUCGUCCAGACUACAGUACAGUACCCUAGAGGGAGGAUUCCUCAACUGGCGGAGACUAGGUGAUGGGUUUGAAUAUGCAAGUCCAAUUCAGUACAAUGAAAAAUAUCGUCAGGUAGAAACUGAAAAAGAAGUGACGGAAAAUAACAGCGAAAACGAGAAUUCAUUAUGGGAGGAGGAGAGCGAGUCUGGCGAAUCCUCAGCAGCCGAAGAUUGUGACUCAGAUGAUUUAGCAGACAACCCAGAAAAAUUUUUGAUAUUCACUACUGGAUCUAAAACUUACACCCCUCAUCAAAUUGGUUUCAAACGUAUUAAGCCUAUGAACUUUCCUAGACGUCUAGAUCCUGGCCCCUCUUUGCGCGAAAGGCUUGCCCAACGAGAACGUGAGAGACAAAAUUCUGGAGUUCUUAGGCCUGAACCCAAUUGGUUAGAUUACGAUGCUGUUGCGGAUAAAUUCGACAAAGUAGACCACCUUAUAGAUCUUCACGGUCAUGUUAUUGGAAUGAGCUUAAGCCCGGAUCACAGAUACUUGUAUGUGAAUACAAGACCAUGGCCAAGGGGUUACGUUAUAACAAAUCCAUUGGAGCCGCCGCCAAUUGCUCAAGAAAUCGAUAUACAUGUUAUAGAUCUGGUAACUUUGAAGCAAGUGGGUACGAUGCUCCGGGCGCACAAGGCCUACACGCCGAAUCACGAGUGUUUUUUUAUAUUCCUAGACGUCUGCAACGAAUACGUUGCAAGCGGCGCUGAGGACAAACACGGAUAUCUCUGGGACCGACACUACGGGGUGUGUUUGGCAAAGCUGCCACACGCAGACGUAGUGAAUUCCGUGGCAUUUAACCCAAGUGAUCCUGAAAUGCUCGUAACGACAAGCGAUGACUACACGGUUAAAGUUUGGCGGAGUCGAGCCAUGGUUAAAGAAUUGGGAUUAAAUGAGGAGAUGUAUCGCAGGGGAUUAGAAGUGAGGAAAAGAUGCCGCUAUCACAGAAGCAGCUGUAACGUUGACUGAUUAAAGACUAUUCAAUUUCCAAUUUAAAAAUCUUUGCGCAAUAGUUCAGCAGGUACUUAAAUUCUUUCAUAUGUAUAAGUUAUUUGGUUACAUAAGUGAUAUAAACAAAGGAUCAAUUCUGAAGAAUAUAAACUUGACAUGACAGCCAUCAUUUAUGUCUGGUAUAUACAAUUUUUGUCUAUUAAAAUUAAAUGUCGUAUUCCUAUAUCCAGAUAGGCGACUCUUUUAUAAAUACAUAUGAAUAAUAAACGGAAGAAUUUAUCCAGCAACAGUUGACAAAUGAGUGGAUUUAAAUUGAAUGGUCGCCUAUUGAUGAGAUUCAUCUACAGAUAAUCUAAGUUUUUACCGUAAAUAUGUUAGCUUAAGGAUAUACAUAGUUUUCUUAAACUCGAAAGUAAUUAAGAUAAUUAUUCGAUCCAAUUUUAUGUGAUGGUAAAUUUAUUGAAAUCGAGGAAUUUUGGUUUACUAAUGUGAAAGUUUUUAAAGAUUUUCAAAGAUUUUCAAUCUUGGAAGGUGAAUAAAACUUCAGCUUCGCCGAUCAAACACUACACCUAUAGGAGGACAUAGUUAUUAUCUGUUAAUGUGUAUGAGAGAAAUCUCGGGCUCUGUAAAUUGCUUUCUAGUAGCUAUCGCAAUUUUAUCGAUUUUGAACAUAAAUAUGUUGAUGUAUAAAUAUUGACUCAAAAGCGUACACCUUGAAGUACAUUUCCAUUGUUGAGGAAUACUUAUAAAACAAUUGAUGAAAUUUCAAUUUUAUGUUAAUAGUUCAGAUAAAAUGUAACUAGAGGUAAUAUAAGCACACAUUCAUCUUUGAGGAAUAUAAGAAACAAAGAAAAAAAAAAACAACAGUUACAUGGUGUUGGAUAAUUAGAAGUUGAAGAAUUGGAAGUACAACGAUUAGACGACUAAUAAUAUGAUACUACAGAAACUACGUUUAGUAUACAAAAAAUAAAUCAAUUUUAAUCGUUUGCAUCAUCAAGCGGAUAUGUACAUAUUUGAAAAUAUAUGAAUUUUAUAUCUGAAUCGAAAAUUUUACUGUCAUUAUCUAAAUUGAUGUAAAAAAUAGUAGAAGUAUAUCAUGUGAUAUUGUAAAUUAUUUGGGGAUUAAAAAAUACAUCGACUACCAAGUACAAUA